Messenger RNA from Moneuplotes crassus, 786 nucleotides. NCBI's taxonomy places the organism in Eukaryota, Ciliophora, Spirotrichea, Euplotida, Euplotidae. The record is from the annotation of a GenBank genome assembly.
UUCAAAUAUUAAUAAUUCAAAAUGGAGACAAAGAUUUUCAUGGCCAGAGUUGCCGAUCAAUCUGAGAGAUACGAAGACAUGGUUGGCUUCUUGAAGGAGAUCGUUACUGAAUCAGCAGAUGAUGUAUCCAACGAUGUUAGAAACUUGCUCUCAGUCGGCUUCAAGAACCUCAUUAGUGCUCAGAGAUCUGCCUGGAAGACAGUUCAAGCUAUUGAGCAAAACAAGAAGUAUGCUGAGUACUCCACAAACUGUGCUGAGUACAAGGACAAGAUCAGCGCUGAUCUCGAGAAGAACUGCCAGAAAGUCAUUGAUAUCGUCAAAGAUUGCUGUUUCCCAAAGGCUAAGGAAGAUGAUGCCAAAGUUUUCUACCUCAAAAUGAUCGGAGAUUACUACAGAUACACCGCCGAGACUGCCACUGGAAGCAAGCUCGAAGAAGUAACUGAGAAUGCCAGCAAGUACUACCAACAAGCCACUGAUGCUGCUAAGGACUUGAAGCCUUACAACAGCAACAAGCUUGGAUUAGCUCUCAACUUCUCCGUCUUCUGGUAUGAGCUCAAGAAUGAUUCUAGCAAGGCUUGUGAGAUCGCUGAGCAAGCUCUCAAUGACGCCAGAGAGAAGAUCGAUGACAUGGACAACGAAGAAGCCAGAGAUGCCCUUUCCAUCAUCGAGCUCUUGAAGGAGAACCUCGACUUGUGGAGAGAAGAAGAACAAGAGGAUAACCAAGUCCAAGAUUUGUAAGUUGAAAAUGGAAAAUUAUUAACCCUCCUUUUUCUAAAAUUCAACUGC